Molecule: messenger RNA, 1132 nt
Organism: Epinephelus lanceolatus (giant grouper)
Lineage: Eukaryota; Metazoa; Chordata; Actinopteri; Perciformes; Serranidae
Gene: scnm1
Product: sodium channel modifier 1
Biological process (GO): RNA splicing
Cellular component (GO): nucleus
Source: RefSeq, a predicted model, not a curated record
CGCAGCAUUGCUACCCGGAUUAGCUUGUGGUUGCUGUGAAGCAGCUAACCGGCUAAGCUAACCUGUUACUAACUAGAGUUUAAAGGUAAUUACCCGUCAUAAUAAUCAUGUCUUUUAAAAGAGAAGGUGACGACACGAGUCAGCUGAGCAUCCUGAAGAAACGGCGCGUGGCAGAUCUGCUGUCUCAUUUUAUUCCAGAAGAUGAAGCAGCUCUGAUGAAGAACGGAAGGUACACCUGCCUCGUGUGCUCCUACCGUCCCGUGUUUGACACUGUGGACACACUGACUGUCCACAGGAACGGAAAGAGACAUCUGGAAGGUUUGAAAGCGUUCUAUGGGAAAAAAGCACGGCUGAAGAAUGAAGUAACAAAAAGGCAACAUGAGAAGUACGUCCAGAGUGAAGACACAGGACAGGAGCCGUCCCGUUCUGCUCCUUUACUGGAACAAACACGCAAACUGACACAUCACGCUCUGUUGAAGACUGUACCGUAUAACAGCUGCCAUACCAAAACCAGUACAAAAUCUGACAAAGGUUUGCUGAGAAUCGUCUCAGAUCCCGCCGUCACCUCUUGCAGCAGAACAGCAUCAGAACAAGAACGAUCCUGUCAGGAAACUGAAGCUUCAAACGUUUCAUCACAGAACAGCUCCAGUGGCUGCGCAGCAGCCGGCGAAGGUUCACGUCCAUCAGCAGACAUGAGGGAAGCUGCAGAGCCUCUAACAGCCCAGAGGAGACGAGAGCUGGAACACUACCUCAAACUGAAAAGUGACGGGUGGCUGCAGGACCGGAGCGGCCGCUGGGUGAAAGAUGAGAAUGUGGAGUUUGAUUCAGACGAGGAGGAGGAGCCUCCUUCACUCACUCCUCCACCCUCAGGUCACUGACACUGUGGGAAACACAGAUGAACUUGUACCACAGUGGUGCGUCAGAGGCCACGCUGCUGUUUGAAACAGCGAGAACUCUUUAUACAGAUCUGCAACACAUCAACUUCACACUGAAUUCAUCCACAGAUUCAUUUUAUAGAAUCAGACGCAACAGUUAAAGUCAGAAACGUGUCCUUGUAUUUUUUAUUAUAAUAAAUGUUUGUUAACGGACCACUGAGCAGAUUUUGACCCAAAGAUUAAAAAAGAGAAAACCA